This is a messenger RNA of Hydra vulgaris (swiftwater hydra), 9653 nucleotides long. RefSeq names its product MATH and LRR domain-containing protein PFE0570w. NCBI's taxonomy places the organism in Eukaryota, Metazoa, Cnidaria, Hydrozoa, Anthoathecata, Hydridae. The record is from RefSeq and is a predicted model, not a curated record.
AGAAAAGAUUGGGUGUUGAGUGGGUAGGUGAAAAGUGUGAAAGGGCGGGAAUUGAUGGCGGGAGAAAUUGAUGCUCCUCAAGAUUUACGACUUAAAUUUAAUAAACAAAAAUAAAGGAAAAUAAUACAACAAAAUAAAAGUGCAUAACAAUAAAAACAGAUUCAAACAUUUUUCAUGGCGUAUCUAAAUAAUUAUUUACAUAAAAAAUAUUUAUCAAAAGAUAAAAGAAAGAAAAUGAAGAGUCGCUUCAAAAAACUUGGCUGAAAAAUAAUUUUCUUCUACAAAAAGGAUUUGUAAUUUCGCCUAAAAUCAGCAUUAAAAUUAACCAACAAACUCCAUCUUUUGUCAAGAUUUUUUUAGCGUAACACAAGUGCUUAAUUACGAUCACAGCAACCAUCACAUUAGUCUAUCACAGUCAUUACAAUCGGCUAUUACACUAUAUUGACAAUAGUCUAUUAUUGAUCGAAUUCCGCUUAAAAGUUUCUAAGAUGAAUACGUUUAAAUGGUUCAAAAACGAACAGUUCAGCUAAGACAUUUUUUGUUAUUAUAAAAGGAGAUAGGUUAAUAAUAAUUAUGGAACGCAACGAAGAAAAAAACUUUAUUGAGUUAAACUUAUUACUUUAAAAUUUAUUGAGUGCAGCGAAAGUUACAUUUUCAAUGGAACUUUAAUAUAUCAAUAGUAGACAUAAAAGCAAUCACAGUCUGGUUUAAUACGUUACCUCAUACCAAACCAAGAAAAAUAAGAUUUAGUUCUAAAAGCUUUAAAGAAACGAUAAUAAAAAAGUGACUUUUAAUCAAAUCGUCUUUUUUAUAAGCCAUAUUUUAAAACAUCCCCAAUACUCAUUCUAAACCUUCAUACGUCAUGUAUAGAAAACAGUUAAAAAGUCAGGGUCUUUCAAUUGAAAGGCAUUCGUCGAUGCCUGAAAUGACCCGCGACGAGUUUUUAGAAAAAAUGAAAGAAUCCACCACCAAUUUAAAAAGAAAUAAUAGUUUGAGCAACGUUUCUACAACUCUCCCAAAAAGGGUCAUAAAAACAAAAGUUUCCAGUAGAUUACUUCAAGGGACAGCCGCUAGUCAAGGUAAAAUAAAGGAAAAAGUUUCCUACGUCCCUAUAAACAAGAAGCCUGAUCCUAUAUGGACCCAACAACCAAUAGGAAACGUUGACAGUGGAUACCAAACACAGACUUUUAUAAAAUACCACGAUUUUGACAAGAAAAAGAGCUUUCAGUAUUCAGAUUCAAAAAAAGAAGAUCGAGAAGAAAUAAUUACCUUUGAAGCAAGUCAAAAAUCAUUUAACACCAAUAAGCAUUUAGCAAGCGAUAUCAGUAUUGAAAGAAAAACGGUAUCAAAAGAAAGCAGUCAAAAACAAACACUUGUAAAUGAAAGCAAGUAUUCAAAACAAUCUUCGUUUACUUCUUUGCCACCAGAAAGAAAAACUAGCAUCAAAUCAGAUUCAUUUAGUUUUAAAACUCCUCAAAGUAAAAAUAACAACGAUUUACCAAAGUUUUUUGGACCAAAAACUGUUGAAAGCAACAUUGGCUCGCAAAUGUUAAAAGAAGAAAGAACAAAGGAUGAUGAAGAUAUACCCACACGUUUGUUUCAAAAAUAUAAAGACGGAAAGUUGCUUCAGAACGUUGAGCUUUACCAAAGUAGUUCACAAGAAACAUCUGAGUUUAAGACUAGAAAAACUUCUAGUAACAAUAAAGAAGACAAUUUUUCAAAUAUUUUUUCAAAAAUACAGUAUUCCAGCCAAGAUCAAAUUUCCGUUGACUUUUCACGACGUACUUUUACAACUUUAUCUUCGGGAACAUUUGAUUCCAAUACUUUUAAAUACAUAUAUACCGUUGACGCCGAACUUAGUUACAAGGAAUACAACAAGUUAUUAAGUAUGAUCAACUUGUUGCAAGGCCAAAAGCGUAAAUUGGAAGACGAAGUCCUAGAACUAAAAGAAAAGUUUGAAAAGACUGGUAAAGAAAAAAUGCAAUUAGCUCACAACAACCAUAUAUUAAGACAAAGCUUGGAUGCAGCAAAUCGAGCAAUAAAAGAGAUUAACGAUAAAGUAAGCGAGUUAAAGCAAACACUGGUGCCACUAAGACAAGAUAACACUCAAUUAAGGAAAGAUAAUGAUUUACUUAAGGCUGAAAAAGUUCAAGUUCAAAAAGAAAUGAAUGAACUUAAAGUACAUAUUGAAGUAUCCAAGAAUGAAAAACUUGUUAUGACCAAUGAAAUUCAAGACCUUAAGUCAUUAAAAUGUUUAGCAGAAGAUAAAUUGUCUCAACAAAGUCGGGAAAACGAAAAUUACAAAAACAGUAUGCAUGAAAAGUUUAAAAAACUGGAAGAAGCUUAUCGAAAUUACUGUUUAGAUAUGGAAAAAAAACUAACGAAAUCAAGUAAUGAAGUUGAGAAUUUGAGAGAGACAAACGAAACUAUUAAAUCGGAAACUGAUAGUUUGAAAAAAGAAAAUGAAUUUUUGAAAGAGAUAAAUGGCGGUUUAGUUAAAACAAAUCAAAAAUUGCAAAAUGAAAUUUCGCAAAUUAAAGAAACCCAAUUUUCUAAUGAAAAGAACACAAAAUCAGAGUUCUUUGAAGCACAAAAGUUGCAGAUUGAAGAACUCAACGAAGAAAUUAUUCAUUAUAAAGAAAAAACAAAUAGGUUCAAAAAUAAUUGCAAAGUUUUACAAGUAGAAAUUGAGAAGCUGAAGAGGGACAUAAGUAAUACUGAAAACAUUUGCAAAGAUUCGGAAGCAAAAUACGAGAUGGUGUUUAAUUUAAGAAAAAUUGACGGACAACAAAUUGAAAUUCUCAAAGAAGAAGCUGAAGAGCUAAAGAAAAAAUUAAGCAAUUUAAACGAAAUACGCGACGAAAAAGAAAUAUUACAAAAAGAGAAGCAAGCGUGUUUAGAUCAACUUGAACUCAUGCGAAAAGAAAUGGAAGAACUAAAAAGGUUGUGCAGCGAAUGUAAAUCCCACCUUGAUGAAAACAAUCUACUAAGAUCUGAGUUAGAGAUGUUUAAAAAUCUUCUUAACGACUUUGAAGAACUCAAGCAAAAAAAAAUAAACGACGAUAAAGAGAAAAUAGAGCUUAUAGGGGAGCUCCAAAAUCUAAGAGAACAGCUGAGAAUACUUGAAGAGAAGCAAAAAUCCAUAUCAAGUCCAUAUAACAACGAGAUAAAAGUUGAGUUAGAAAACCUUCGCCAACAAAUGAAAGAUUUAGCAGAACUCAACGAGAGACGAAAAAUUGAGUUAUAUACUGGGGAGAUUAAGUCUGAGUUAGAAAACCUACGUUUGCAAUUUAAAGAAAUGAACCGGCCAAACCAAAGUGCUGAUGCAAUAAAAGACGAAAACUAUAAUAACAAAAGUGAGAAAAACAGACAAUUUCAUCAAGAAACUGUCGAUUCAGUUGACCAAAGUAGACAUGUUUAUGAUAAAAGCAAACUCCACGAUGGAAAAAAUAAUCAUCCUCAUGACAAAAUUAGCUUUCUGGACAACAAAAGUGAAAGGUUGAGUAAAAUAAAUGAUCACCUUACUGAUAAUAAGUCAAGCACCAUAAUAAAAAAUCAACAUUUGCCAAUUAAUGAGCACGUAAAAGCACAAUCUGUUGUCAUAGAAACGGAAGUUUACUCUGCGAUUGAAAACGAACUAUCAAACGUUCCAGAUCAAGAGUUCUCCGAUAACGAAGAAACAAAUAGAAUGCAAAUUUUUUUAUCAAAUAAAGAAGAAAAUGAACUCAGGCAAAAUCAGUCUCUUUAUCAAGUUACAAAUGACCAAGAAAAAAAGCAUCCAAUUACUAGAGAAGCUUCUAAUAAAAAAAAAGAAGCGACCUUUGCAAACAAACUGGAGCAAGAAACGUUACUUUUAAUUGACGAAAACACAAAAAAAAUUCGAGAUACCGAAACUCAUAAUGACCAAGAUAUGAGUUUUCAUCAUAAUUACAGAAAUAAAGAUAAACAAGGCAAAACUGACUUCUUAAACGAACAAGAAAAUAUCCAAAUUCUACAACAUAAAAAUGAACUAAAAAAUAUUCAACUUGUAAAUCAAUCUGCAACACAAACUGUAAUACAACCUUUAGCACAAUUUGCAACUUAUAAAGAACACAAGAAUAAAAUUAAUCAAAACCUAUACUAUAAAGAAGAUAAAAAAAUUUUAGCGGAGGAUUAUAUUAAUAAAGAAAAAGGAGAAUUUUAUGUCUCUAACGAAGAAGACAGUAUACCUCAAAUAGAAAAGUUCACUUCUAAUGAAGAAGACAGUAUACCUCAAAUAGAAAAGCUCACUUCUAAUGAAGAAGACAGUAUACCUCAAAUAGAAAAGCUUACUUCUAAUGAAGAAGACAGUAUACCUCAAAUAGAAAAGUUCACUUCUAAUGAAGAAAACAAUAGGAGAAUGGAAUUUCAACAGAGCUACUCAGACAAGGAAAACACUAGAAAAGGUCUUUUAAAUGAACACAGUAUAAGAUUACACCAAAAUCGUUAUGAAAAUGAAUUCUCUAAAGAAAGUUUUUUUUAUGAACAAUCAAGUCAAAAUGAUAAAAUGAUUUAUCAACAAAAUGAUAAUUUAGCAAAAAAGCAUGAGUUCGAGGUUUCAAAUAAUCAACAAACUAACCACAUAAAACUUAUUGGAGAAAAUAGAAAGUAUCAAAAUGAAUUUUAUGGGGACGAAAAUGAACUUCGUCAAAAUGUUUCUCCGCAAUCUUAUACUCAAAACAAUAGAUCCGUAAAUAAUACAGAUUUUUAUGAAGGAGAUAGCAUAUUUCAUCAAGUAUUACCCACAAAUAAUGAGACAAAAAAACAAACUUUAAAUGAAAAUGAUAGAUCUAAUAAAAAUCUUAUCUACGAUGAAGACAAUCAAGGAAAUCAGAUUACAGAAAAAAAUAAGUACGGAAAAAAUCAAAAAAUGCACGAGUCGAGUUUUAACAAAACAAAAAUUCAGGAGCUCGAAGAAAGGCAAAAGGCUCAAGUGGAAGGUAAAAACAUAUACGAGGAAGACCAAAGUAUGCAGAAAAUAGAUAAAAGAAAGCAGAUGAAAGAUGAAAUAAAGAAUGAAGAUAAUUACAAAAUACAAGAGGAAAGUGAUAAAAAAUAUUAUGAAAAUCAAGGAAUGCAUGAAAGAAGUGAAAGUAAAAAUCAUGAAAACGAUAGAAAAGAUAUAACAAGUACUAAUAAAUACAAAGAAAGACAAAAAGAGAAUUUGGAAAAUGAAAGAAUAUACAAAGAAACACAAAGAAUGCAGUUGAUAGGUGAAAACAAUUAUGAAGGAAAUCAAAUAAUGCAGAUAACAGAUAAAAGAAAACAUGAAGAAAAUUACAAAUUACAAAAGGAAGUUGAAAAUAAAUUCAAAGAAAAUAAAACAACGCGUGUAACAAGCGAAAGCAGGUUUCAAGAAAGUCGCGAAAGAUAUACAACCGAUACAAAUAAAUAUGAAGAUAAUCAAAGAAUGCAUACGACAUCCGAUACAAACAAGUAUGGAGAUAAUCAAAGAAUGCAUACGACAACCGAUACAAACAAGUAUGAAGAUAAUCAAAGAAUGCAUACAGCAACCGAUAAAAAUAGAUAUGAAGUUAAUCAAAGAAUGCAUACAGCAACCGUUACAAAUAAAUUUGAAGUUAAUCAAAGAGUGCAUACGAAAACCGAUACAAACCAAUAUGAAGAUAAUCAAAGAAUGCAUACAACAAGCGAAAGCAAAUAUAAAGAAAAUAAAAGAGAAAAUGCAGCAGGUGUUGACAAUUAUCAGGAAAGACAACGAAUGCAGUUAACAAAUGAAAACAAAUACUCAAACCAAAGGAUACAAGCGGAAGAUGAAAAUGAAUACAAAGAAAUACAAAUAAUGCAGGUCGAAAAUGAAAACGUACAUCAAGAAAAUCAAAAAGUGCACAUAAAAGACACAAAAAAUUACAAUGAAAAACAAAAGCAAUUGACAGAUAAAAUGAAUUACGAAGAAAAUAACAGACAACAAGCUGAUGAUAAAAACAAGUUCGAAGAAAAUCGAAGAACACAUGUAACAAGUGAAAACAAGCACCAAAAAAAUGAAAACGUAACAGGUACAAAAAAAUAUGAAGAAAAGCAGAGAAUGCAGAUGGCUGACAAAAACACAAAUCAAAAAAUGCAGGAGAAAAACGAUAUUAAAUACGAAGAAAAUCAAAUAAUGCAGGUAAAAGAAGAAAUUAAAUUUGAAGAAAGGAAAAGAAUGCAAGUACGUCAAAAUCUUCAUGAAGAAAAUUAUAAAAUGCUGUCAACAGAUAAAAGAUACAAAGAAAAUACAAAUAACGAUUUUAGAUUAAGUCAACGUGAUGUAGAUAAUAAGCAAAUAUUUACUCACAGUGAUGAAAGAAUAGAAAGUGUUCAAAGCCAAAGUAUAAAUCAACAAAAUAAUGCGUUUGUUUCAAAUGAGUCAUUUGUAAGAGGGUCACAAAAAGCAUUUAAUCAAGAUGUAUUUCUGAAAGUACCUUCCUUAUCACAUAAAAAAAAUUCAAAUUCUCAUAAAGAAGAACCAAAACUGAACAUAGUACAGUUCAACAUCAGCAAAGACAACAAUCAAAAAAAUAACAAUUUAAAUUUACAAAUUGAACAAAAACAUUUGCAAGAUCCCAAUAAGCUCCCAUACCCCUUAUCUGAAAACUUAAACAAAAAACAAGGUUUUGUUGGUAGAGAAUUUGCCGAAAGCGCAAAAAUUAGCAACGAAACGAUUUCUUUGGAUCAUAAAAAGAAUUAUAACCAAGACUAUGAAGUAAACAGCAGAACAGAAAACAGUAGAACAGAAAACAGCAGAACAGAAAAGAACUUUUCAAACAGACCAGAAACAAAAUUAGAAAAAAUAGAAAAAAAAAGUCAAAAAAUAGAAAUGGAAAAUUCAGAGUACUUUAAUGAAGUAAUUAGUUCUCAAUUAAAUCAAAAGUUGAACAAUUCGCAUUCGCAGCUUUUUAAUAAAACAAGUGACGAAAGCAAGCAAAAGGGUUUACAUUAUAAUGCUAUGGGAAAUCAAAAACUACCAGCAAGUCAUUUAGAAAACAAUUUAAGACAUAAAGAAAAUAUGUAUUUUUCAAACAUUUCAUUGCAGCAAAGAAAUGAACUGAGUGAUACUAAUACAACCACUAUAAAUACAACUCGAGGGAGAUCACCAGUACGACGAGAACACAAAAAAAAUAAAAGUGUAGGGAGCGUAGCAUCCUCAGAGUUUAUGAUAAAUAUAAAACAACAGAAUGUUUCAACACAGCAAGAAGAACAAGAAAUAAAAAAUAAGCGAUCAGAUUCAGAGACUCAACUUCAAAAAAGAAGAAGGCUAAGCGAAGAAAGGAGAAAAAAAAGAAGAAGCAACGACGGUGAAAGCAGUUCUGAUGAAAACAUUUCAAGGCAAAGAGAACCAAGAAAAAAUUCCAAAAACAAAGGUGCUCCAAUAAAUGUAGAAGCCAACAGCGGCUCUGAUUUUCUAAGUGAAGCAAUGAAAUCAAGACAAGAAAAAGCCUUUCUUAAUAAAAUUCAAGGUUCACAAAAUACAGAGCGCGACAUCAACUUUACAGAUGUUGGCCAUCUAGAAAACAGCGAAGAAAGAACUAAACGCAGUCUUAAAAAUAAAAUUCGAAAGCAACUAGUUGAUGGAAUAAAAAAAAACUCAAAUUGGAACUCUUUUAGUGACUCGGAAACGCACACGAUAAACUUUACAACAACUCGCACAGAGCACACGCUCAAUCAAAAUGAUAAAGUUUCAGGUAAAGCGAAAACUAAUAAUAGUAAGAGCUUUAACAACGAUUUGUCGUUUCAUAAAAAUACUGAUGAAACAAGGCGUUCUGAUAACAAAGGACAUUUUAAAAAAGUAGAAAAAACAGAGUUUUUAUAUGACGAUGCUUUGGAGUCUAGAAGAGAGGUUGCUAAAACAGAAUUACAAGAAACAACCGAAGAAAUAUCAGGAAAAAAUAGUCAUAAAAUUGACAGGUUUUUAGCAACAAACAAAAGUUUUCCGUCAAUGUCCAACAAGUUUGAACAUGUAAACCAGGAAAACGCAAACGUUUUGCAAACAAGCAAUCAUUUUGUAGGAAACGUUCACGCUAAACCUAACUACCAAUCUGGUGGUUCGCAAAUUAAUUUUAUGGAAAAUCGUAAAAAAGAAACUAGUUCUAUAAAUAAUUCUUCAUUUGAAAGAAGUUUUGAAGAACAAAAUAUUAAAAAGCGUUACCUAUCAAAUGAGGAAACAACCCAUUCUGUAUCCCAUAUUGACACAAAGUAUAAUGUUAAACACAUAAUGCAUUCUAGCGGUAGUUUAGAACAAUCAAAGCCAACACAGGUUUUAAACCAACUCGUUCAAGAUGAAACACAACAAGUUUACAAAAAGUCUUCUCAUACCUUGCAAACAAACCAAUCAAACUACUUGGAAACAAACCAAUCAAACUACUUACAAACAAACCAAUCAAACUACUUGGAAAAAAAUAAAUUCGUUGACAGACAACAGGCCUCUCAGUUUCAUAAAUCACACUCAACAUCAGAACAAACAGCAAGGUCUAAUGCUCUACAAAAAGAAAAUAACGAGAUGUACGCAACAGUGGAAAAGAAGGUUUUAAUCAAGAAACAGUACAGUGAAGCUGAGCUAGAACAAAUGGAACGCAUGGAAAGAGCAAGAAUCAAAAUGUUAUUGAGUAAAGGAGAAUCAGACAGCCCAGUCAUUGUUCAAAAAUUUAAUUCAAGUUCUGUCAAAUCUUCAUCUUUGGAGAACAUUAUUACAAAAGAUGGAGUCCCAUUAUCUCGUUUGAACAAAAUUGAACAGAGUGAAUACGAAAAAAAUUUAGUUUCAAAUAGAUUUAUGAAAUCUAAUAGCGAAUACGAACUUUCAGCAACGCAACAAAAAUACGAAACAUUGCCUAAAAACAGUGGAAAACAAAACAAAACCGAAACUGUCACUCGGUCAGCAACACUUCCACGAAACAUGAAGACACAACAUGUCAUAAGCCAGGAGUACUACAACAAAUCCACUGAUAUUAUAAAAAAUGCUGAAAACACUGGCAAAAGUAAAAGUCGCAGUUAUCGUGAUAUGAAAAUGGAUGUCGAUCUUUUCCAUAAGAAAUCAGGAUCCAACCUAAUUUCAAAUCGGCAAAAUUUUAUGUCAAACGACAGCCUCGGUGGAUAUUCUCAAAUAACCUACACCACUGUUAGUGACAAAGAUUACGAAGAGAAAUACGACGAUUUUGCAACGCAGCUAGACGGAAGCAUAUAUAUGCAUAAAAAUCAAGAUUUGAAAAGUGUCGAUGAAAGUGAACUUCUACGACAUGCAAAACACAUACCAAAAGGGCAUAGCAAAUUUCGUUGCGAAAAAUGUCGCGCAUUGAAUGCUACCAAUCGGCCAGGUGGACCAAUUCAUUUCUGCUGGGAAAGAUAUUUUCCUAUUAGUGAAAGUACACCAGCUCAAAGUGCAAUGAGUCUUAACCGCCUAUGAUAAUAUUCUUUAUAAAAGUACUAGAGAGUCAACCUUAGCAAAAAAUAAUUUAAAAUGCCAAAUAACGGUAAACAAAAAUAAGGGAUUUUUAUUUUAUUAAGUUUAUUGUUAAAAUUUAUCCAUUAGAAAUUUACUUUUAAAUAAAGAAAAUAUUUGUAACACGUUUUAGUAAUAUAAAGACUUUCACUGAUUCAAAUUAGAUACAUAUUUAUACACAAUAUUUAUACACAAUAAUUGAAAA